Brachypodium distachyon (stiff brome) is the source of this 1173-nucleotide messenger RNA. Its product is annotated as anaphase-promoting complex subunit 10. Gene Ontology annotation, cellular component: anaphase-promoting complex. Gene Ontology annotation, biological process: anaphase-promoting complex-dependent catabolic process; protein K11-linked ubiquitination. The record is from RefSeq and is a predicted model, not a curated record. Bases 16 to 837 code for a protein of 273 amino acids. Lineage: Eukaryota; Viridiplantae; Streptophyta; Magnoliopsida; Poales; Poaceae. The transcript has 7 exons.
GCUCCAUGUAGCCGGAUGACGUGUGUGCACGGACGUAAACCAGUGACAAAUUUUACGAGCGUGGGCCCAGCCCAGUUCAGACGGCCGCAACGGGCUUUAUUGGGCCGGACCACCCUCAUAUUGGGCCCAGCAUUAUUUAUUUUUCCCGAGCCCUCUCCCCUUCUCCAAAGUCCAAACCUCUUCCCGGUCUCCCCCAAAUCUUCCACCCGCGCGGCGCCGAUGGAAUCCGACGGCGAGGAGGAGGCGGCAGCGGCGGCGGCGGCGACUCCGGGGGCCGGGGCAGCGCCGCCGGCGGGGCGGCUGAAGGGAUGCCCGGAGCUAUCGGUGGACGGCGACAUGCGGGAGAUGGCGAAGACGGCCGCCUGGAGCGUCAGCUCCUGCAAGCCCGGCAACGGCGUCGCCUCCCUCCGCGACGACAGCCUCGACACCUACUGGCAGUCGGACGGCGCGCAGCCGCACCUGGUGAACAUCCAGUUCCAGAAGAAGGUGCAGCUGCAGCUUGUGGUGCUAUACGUGGAUUUCAAGCUCGACGAGAGCUACACGCCGAGCAAGAUCUCUAUUCGGGCUGGAGAUGGGUUCCACAAUCUCAAGGAAAUUAAAACUGUCAACCUGUUGAAGCCAGUUGGAUGGGUUCAUAUAUCACUAUCUGGAGCUGAUCCCCGAGAAACAUUCAUUCAUACAUUUAUGCUCCAAAUUGCGGUGUUGGCCAAUCACUUGAAUGGGAGGGAUACUCAUAUCCGACAGAUCAAGAUAUAUGGACCACGACCGAACCCUGUUCCCCACCAGCCUUUCCACUUCACUUCCAGGGAAUGCAUCAUGUACUCCACUGUCAGGUGACAAUCGAUGAACCUAGUCGCCUGGAAUCCUCCACAUCUGAGUUAGUUCCGUUGAGGUGCGGAUAACCUUGAUUGCGGCCUCCAUGCUUCAUUCUUCCAUGACGAAGCUGAACAGCCAGAGGAGAUCAACACCGGGGUUAAGUCACCUGUCGAAUCGAAGCAUCAGGUCUUUUUUAACAUCUAGAGUACGGAGUACUCUAUGUAAGCGGCGUUGUGCUUCAUCUGGCUGUACCAGUUAAAUCUUUUGCACGCAUGUAACCAAACAUUAUACCUGCCAUUUUCCAUCUGCCCUUGACUUUUCUCAUCCUAAGUUGGGCCACGCUUGGACUUUCCAAAA